Molecule: messenger RNA, 1941 nt
Organism: Cordyceps militaris CM01
Lineage: Eukaryota; Fungi; Ascomycota; Sordariomycetes; Hypocreales; Cordycipitaceae
Exons: 2
Coding region: 1-1941 (646 amino acids)
Source: RefSeq, a predicted model, not a curated record
AUGGCUUUCAUUCUCAGAAACCUGUCAUCCUUCAUCUUUGGUGGCCAGUCACUUGCCCCUCCAGCACCUGCCAGCUCCGACUCCGCCAUCGAUGAAGAGCAGCAGCCCCCUACCGGGGUUCACAUUGUGCUAGAACAAGACUCUACACCUCUUCAACAGCCCCAGCCGUACGAGGACCGGCACAUCCUCCCUGGCAGCAUGGAGCGCGAGGAAAGACGCUUCUGUCUCUUGUCCAUGCAGCGUGCAUCUCUGCCGGAGAAUCGGUUCCAAGAGCAAGUGCAGAGAGAGAAGACCCGGAUUUUGGAGAAGUAUCAAGCCUGCAACCUGAAGACGGACUAUCGCCUUCAGGGUUCGGAGCUCACUCAGCGGGCAAGGGAGAAUGUUCAGCGGCGCUGGGAGAGACAGGGCAUCUCGAAAGAGGGCACAUGGUUUUGCGGCCCCUCGACCGACCCCUUUGGCUUUUGGAAGCACCAGGAGAUCCGCAAUGAUCACGGGCCAGAGGAAGUUUGCAAGCUGGACAUGUCCCGGCCCUAUUUUCAGUUCAUGCACGAGGUCGCGAUGGAGCGGGAUCAUAUUGAAUUCCUCAGGUAUCCGCCUCGGCUCCCCGACGGUCUGAUAACCGCCGCCAUACCUCCAUCGCAACGCGAGGAAACAACCCCAGACGACCUACAUACCGCUGCGUACUCCAACGUACGAUACGACCAGUGGGUGGCGAAUGGUCUGUGGGACGCCAGCUGGGGGCAACUCCCGGGCAUGUUCUGGAAACAUGAGACCGACAUUCGCUCACGUUUCCAGGCCGAGUUCAACUCUGUGGAUCAUAUUCCGCAACGAUACCUCGACAUGAGUGACUCGCUGCAAAGGCAAGAGACCUUCCGGAAUCGAAGGUUCGGAUGUCUGGGGUUUCUCCCAAAGGCUCUGGAGAAUCAGCUCCUCAGUGCGCAACAGGGCCUUGGGUGGCCCGACGAAGUGCCUCUACCCGUCGACCCCAUGCAUAUCUUCUAUCCGGAGCUGCAGCCACAUGCCGAGGAGGAGAACAAUGCCGACCCACGCUCCAGCCACUUCACGCUAGAUUCGCAAAGAAGCCCGGCUUCGAGAGUGGCUCCCGCGUCGAUGCAUAGACAGGAACAGAUGGCGCAGUCCGAAGACGGCAGUUCCCCGGGCUCCUCGUCGUCGGACUCAUUGCCCCCGCUAUCUGCACACCGGCGACCGCAGGAUCUUGCCUCGGCUGGCUCGUCGGGCCAAAGAGCGCCGUCGGGUGAGGAGCAUACACCUUCGGAGACGUCGUCUGGGGCCUUGUACGGCGAUGAGAACGCGGACGAUUUCCUCGACGCAGUCUCUAGGCAGAUCGUGGUCGUACAAGACCUUGCGCAGCAAGCGCUGGAUGCGCAGAAGCAGCUUGCGGCUCAGUUUUCGGCCGUCCGAGGAUCGUAUAGCCGACGCCAGCGCAUCAAGGAGGAAUCCGCUGCAAGGUCGCCUCAGCGUCACGUUCUCGGUCCCUUGCCUUCGACACAGAGAGUGUCCAAAAAGGGCAAGGGGAAAACGGUGCCAGGACGGACUGGGCUGCUUGGACUGGGAGCAUCGCCGGCUUCCUCUACAGCCACCACGGUCAUUCUGGCUCCUCUGCGUCCCGAGGAUCGUGGUCACUCUGUGGAGUCUGGUAGCAGUCAGAUUUCCACUGGCAGCUUCAUCAUCAGGGAAGAUAGCCCUAUCCGAGCGAAUACUACCUCGUAUGGGAACUCUGUCGUUCGACAGGACAUUCCUCAGGAUGGGGACUUCGUGAUUAGAGAAGAUACCCCGCAGAACGAGCAAGAUCCGCCGGUGGAAGAGCCCAGGAUAGAAUUAUCCCCUCGGGCCAGGGCCAGACAGCGUCACAGGGACACUGUAGAGCAGCGAGCUUUGCAGCCUCUUCGCAGAAGCAAGAGGAACAUCCGAACAAGGUAA